This is a messenger RNA of Rhipicephalus sanguineus (brown dog tick), 681 nucleotides long. RefSeq names its product disintegrin and metalloproteinase domain-containing protein 10-like. NCBI's taxonomy places the organism in Eukaryota, Metazoa, Arthropoda, Arachnida, Ixodida, Ixodidae. The record is from RefSeq and is a predicted model, not a curated record. Gene Ontology annotation, biological process: Notch signaling pathway; membrane protein ectodomain proteolysis. The transcript is spliced from 5 exons. Gene Ontology annotation, cellular component: plasma membrane. The coding region runs from base 1 to 681 and encodes 226 amino acids. Gene Ontology annotation, molecular function: metalloendopeptidase activity.
AUGGUCUUCCAAGCAUCUGAACAAGACCGAAUGACAGCAAAGUUAACAAAAAGCAAGAGCGUCAUCGCGAAGGCAAUAGUCGCCCUUCUGUUCCUCGGCGCCAAAGGCGGGGCAGAGGAGCUGGGCCAGUUCCUCCGCAAUUACGAGUUGCUCUCGUAUCCGGAGUCGCAGAUGAACGCCGCCUCAAGCUCCCACCGAGUCAAGCGAUCCGUGAAGGAGCCGUCCGAUACCAUCCACGUCCACUUCAAGGCCCAAGGAAGGGACUUUCACCUCGUAUUGCGCCGAGAUUUCUCCGCUUUCGCGGACAACUUCGUCAUGAGGACCACGUCGGGGCCUGUGGACGCCGAUCUCUCGCACAUCUACUCCGGUUACCUUGACGGUGACCCGGGCAGUCACGUGUACGGCUCCGUUGUCAGUGGCGUCUUCGAAGGCCGCAUCACCACAAGUGACGGGCGCACAUUCUACGCCGAGGCGGCCUGGAAGUAUGCGGGCCGGCUGCCCGAAAACUCGGACGGGCACACGGUCUUCUACGCGGCCGACGAUGUCCGUUUGCCGCCACAGCUUGCCGCGCACGGUGGAUGCGGGCUCGACAAGUUGCAGGCGCACAUGGCGGCUCACGGGAUUGACCUGCGGCGUCGUACGGUUUUCAACAGCAUCAUGAUCGUGACGCCAACACCGUGA